UGCAGUCGGUUGCUACAACAAAGCGUUUACAACUUCAUUGGUCAAAUACGGUCAUACUUAUAAGGUGCUGUAGCCAUUGGAGUUAGAUUACUAAGGGCAAGACCACAGCAUCUCUGAGACGCGUUAUUUCAAUUUACAUAAUUACCAUCUGCUGUCAAACGAAUUACGCAAUGACCAAUGUCAACGUACUCGCAGGAACCAGCAUGGCGUUUGUCGGCUUUCUGCUGUGUGCAGUCGGCAUGGGCACGGAAGCCUGGAUCACUUUUUCUAAAGGAGGUGUCAGUCCUUUUUCUCUUGGGCUGUCCUCUGCUUCAGGAGCUGUUGAUGCCGUGCAGGCGUUGACGGUGAUCGGUGUGAUGUUGGCGGUGGCUGGCAUUUGUCUGGGAGUUGCUCACCUCGUCUUCGAGCACCUGGAGAAGGAGCCCUUGCCCUGGUUUCUCAAGGCUGCGGGCGGCUGCCUCAUCGGCGGAGGCAUCUUCAUGAUCAUUGGCGAUAUUAUCUGGCUGGGUAAAAUCUACUUCGACGUAUUAAAAGCCAAGGAUGAUCUUGGCUACUCCUUCUAUCUGUGCAUUGUUGGAGGCCUUAUCCUACUGGCAAGCGGCGGUGUCAUCUUGAAAGAAAAGAAGGAAGCAAAUGCGGUCAACCCAUGAAAGUAUAACGGAUUCUCGGAGACAACUUUACUUUUUCUACUUCUUUCGUUUCUUUGCCCGAUCUGAUCAAAAUAGAAACAUUUAAUUAAUAUGAUAAUGUUCUGCUCCUGAUUUAUUAGCUAUAGUCAGAUCAAGGUUAUGACUAGGUAACUUUUGUAGAAGAUAGAUUGAACGUUUCAACUUUUCUACCUUUUCAACUUUUUAACUUUUUCACGUUUCCUAUUCAUAAAAUAUAUUUGUUAUUCACAUGACGCUUGCUAUCUUCUUCAGCCC
Messenger RNA from Aplysia californica (California sea hare), 923 nucleotides. RefSeq lists its product as uncharacterized. Lineage: Eukaryota; Metazoa; Mollusca; Gastropoda; Aplysiida; Aplysiidae. The transcript is spliced from 4 exons. The coding region runs from base 171 to 650 and encodes 159 amino acids. The record is from RefSeq and is a predicted model, not a curated record.